Messenger RNA from Clonostachys rhizophaga, 2376 nucleotides. Lineage: Eukaryota; Fungi; Ascomycota; Sordariomycetes; Hypocreales; Bionectriaceae. The record is from the annotation of a GenBank genome assembly.
AUGCCAUCAGCAGCGGCACGAAGGGUGUAUGAGGAUCAAAUACCGUCGUUUAUGUCAGUAUUUGGUCUGGAUGAGGAGACAAUGGCAGAUCGGGAUACGGUGACAGUGGUUGAUCCCAGGCUGGUUGGUUCAGACGCAAAGACAGCGCCGACUUUGAACAGCCACCCCUCAGAGCUUACUCACGCGAUUGCUGCGCAUGAUCCUAGCCAUAAGCAUCACGACAGCACGUCGACGCAGAUGUCAGAGUCGACCGAGUCCUCUCCAACGACGACCUUGUCGACGACUGACUCAUCGCCACUUUCCGACCCUUCACCAUCAUCGUCCCCCGAUUCACCUGUGAGCGUCAUGCCUCUCAACAACUUCCCCCCACCGAGCUUUGCUUCGGCCGACUUCCCGCCUCCCUCAUUCAACAGCAACUUCUUGAGGCCUACCUUGACCAUGCCCACAACCGAUCCCAGCACACUGGAACGUCCUAUGACUUCCCCUGCGCCCAGACGACCUAGGAACAUGAAAGGCCUUUCAAUUCAGCCACCUGGCACUAUCCGCACGACGACCGCUCUGGUUUCGGAGCCCUCGUCUCCAUCGGCUUUUAUCAAGCCCCAAAUUCCCGCCAUGAAGCGCAAACCUAGUAUGCUCAGUUUGAGGACGAGUAGCCAGGAUUUACAUAGACCGGCCAUGGAAGUUCCGCCCUCGCCUGGGAUGCCCCCGAUCUUGCAACGACGGGCCUUGAAGCACUCUACUUCCUCACCCCAUAUGUUCUCGAGUAUGAAAUCAGCAGCAUUUGGUCCGGUUGGGGGUAUGAGACUUCCUAAUAUGUUGGAGAGGAACGAAUCGGGACUGUCCGAGGUUCUUCGUCCUUCAAAACCAGGCAGCAUUGUCGUCGCUCCGGAGACGACAAUCGAAGAAGAGGAUUCUCCCAUCCGAACGCAGCUCGCCAGCCGAAUGGGCUUGGAUCCAUUCCAGGAGAAGGAGAACAACGAGGAUCAGAAAACCCCAGGCUACCCCGACGGCCCCAUUGCCAUCUACGAGGACAAUGUGUAUUUGUACCUGGAGCCUACCGCAGACGAAGCUGCUCGGUUUGACGUGGUCAUUAACGUCGCCAAAGAAGUUCGCAACCCAUUUGAUAUGGAUCCUGCUAAGCGGAGAAUGGUCAGCCCAGUUGGCUCGGACCUGAGUCCAGUCCCCAACACAGCAAUGACCGACGCGAGCUUUGCUACAGCCUUUGAGUACUUCCCCUCAGACACGCCUACAACCCCAAAGGCGAACCCUUUCAACACCCCCGAAUAUAUUCAUAUGCCUUGGGAUCACAAUACCGAUAUUGCUCCCGACCUUAUGGAGCUCUGUGAGACGAUAGACAAGCGGACCAGGGAGGGCAAGAAGGUCCUUAUUCACUGCCAGCAGGGCGCUAGCCGUUCUGCAAGUCUGAUCAUCGCAUACGGUCUCUACCGCAACCCAGAGCUCAGUGUCAAUGAUGCAUACCAUGCAGCACAGCUCAAGAGCCAGUGGAUUAGCCCUAACAUGAAGCUCAUGUACUGCCUCCAGGACUUCCAAAAGGACAUCUCCAAACGGCGACUUGCACCUCCUUGCAGCUUCCGAGGCCCUCGAACUGGCCGUAGCCCGACCAAGCACAGGCUUACACUCUCCGCCGACAACAUUGAGAUCUCACCCAAAGAGCCAAGGACGGCACCAUUGCCUGGAGAAGAACAAGACUGCGACCAGGUGCAAUCUGCUCAUCCUGACAGCAGACGCCGAGGAAACUCAACCCCAGGAUCUCAGGCCAUUUCGCCUGGUCCAGCUUCGGCUCCGCCAAACAUGUCAUGGCAACAAGAGGUUGAAGCGAAGCACAUGGUUCCACCUUUGCCACAAGUUGCUGAGCUCCCUCAACGACCCAAGAUCGAGCAGAAGCCACCACCGGUGGCCAACUUUUCCCGAAAGAUCGACGAAGUGGCCGGUCUAAUCCCCCCUACGCCUGGCUUUGGGCCACCAGCUGGAUUCGGCUUCCGAUUUGAUCCUCCAUCGAGGGCGCCACCACCCCCACCUCCAAGCACGAUUAUGGAGGCCCCGGAGCCUGCGUUUCCCACGGCUCCUGCUCCUGAGCUGCACCCGGCAUACCCUAGCGAGGAUGACGACCUGGUAAUGUCUCCUCGAGCCGAGUUGAUGACAAACAAUCCUCUCCACAAUUACCCAUCUGUUGCUGGCUUCCAGUUUGCACAGACGACGUUGUCACCCACGGGUGAUCUAUUCUCGCCCCGAGCGAGCGCCUUCAAUCGCGACUCGUUUCCCUCAUUUGGACGACCGGCUCAGGUUGCGGAUCCUCGAAGCCCCCCCACCAGGGGAGAGGCGCCCAUAAUUCGAUCUAUUGACGACAUCUUAUGA